Messenger RNA from Nannizzia gypsea CBS 118893, 792 nucleotides. Its product is annotated as pyrroline-5-carboxylate reductase. Gene Ontology annotation, molecular function: pyrroline-5-carboxylate reductase activity. The record is from RefSeq and is a predicted model, not a curated record. Gene Ontology annotation, biological process: L-proline biosynthetic process. The transcript is spliced from 3 exons. The coding region runs from base 1 to 792 and encodes 263 amino acids. Lineage: Eukaryota; Fungi; Ascomycota; Eurotiomycetes; Onygenales; Arthrodermataceae.
AUGUCUUCGUUCAUGGACGGCACUCUUUCUUUCGGUCACUCGGGGACGACAGUGACGUUUCUUGGAUGUGGAACACUCGGCACUUCGAUUCUCUCGGGCGUGAUGGCGUCUCUCUCGGAGCCGCGAAGCUCGUCCGCCUACCCGCCGCCCUCCGGCUCUGCCACCCCUUCAGAGGGCCUGCCAGUGCACCAGACUCCCUCCAAGUUCAUUGCCUGUGUCCGCCGGCCGGAGUCUGUUAAGCGAAUCCAGCACAUCCUCAGCCCGUACAACCUUCCCUUGACCAUCCUCCAGAACGAGAACGUCAAGGGUGUCACCGACGGCGAUGUCAUCGUGCUCGGCUGUAAGCCAUACAUGCUUAGCGAGGUUCUCAACGUUCCUGGCAUGAGAGAGGCUCUCAAGGGCAAGCUUUUGAUCAGCAUCCUUGCUGGUGUGCCCGCAGAGCAGAUCGAAGAAGUGCUGUACAAGGAUUCCGAUAUCGACUUGGCCGACAGAUGCCGCGUCGUCCGUGCCAUGCCCAACACCGCUGCAAUCGUCAGAGAGUCCAUGACUGUCAUUGCCAGCACUAACCCACCACUCUCCCACUUCCAAAGCACUAUCGUCGCCUGGAUCUUCACUAGUGUGGGCCGUGUCAUCACCCUCCCACCACACAUCAUGGACGCAAGCACUGCCAUGGCCGGAUCCGGCACUGCUUUCGUUGCCCUUGUGGUGGAGGCCUUGGCUGACGGCGCCGUUACCAUGGGUCAUGCGUGGAACCGCUGGAACGGUCCUGAACGGCGACCAAAAAUGGUUUGA